AAAAUGUUUUACUGCCUAUGAAAAAAUAGCUGUUAAAAAUAUUGAAGGGAAGCAAAGCUCUAGACAACUUUUUGACCAUAACUUUCGCCUGCAAUCAGCAAUGGUAUCAAAAAGGUCAAGACUUCAAGAGUGUUCUACACAUCAAACAAAAUCAGUUCAGAGCUGUGAUGGAGUAUAAGACAUAGGCAGCUACAAAUCAAACAGUACAGACAAUUUCUGUCUUAUAUCACCAUCCAAGAGAAACAGAGCUGGAAGUGUUCCCACAGGUCAACUGCUGGAGGAGUGCUCUGAAAAGCUGAAUCUGAACAUGGCUGCACAAUGAGUGUUCUUGGCAGACGGCACCGAAGCACUAGAACCUAAAGACAUACCCCAUGAUGCCGACGUUUAUAUUUCGACUGGAGAGACCUUUUUAUACCCAUUCAAAAAAAUAAAAGACCAUCUGUCAUUAAUGAAGAAAGUGUCUUGGAGAAUGAAUGGCCUGGUUCUUCAUAAUGGUGUCAAGCGAAAGAAAACCAAGCCUGUCAUUUCCAACUGCAUGUAGAAAAUUAUUGAGGACACCUCUGACAGAAUUUUAGUGUUGAAGAACUGCACAGGGCAGGAUAACUAUGAGACUAUUGCAUCACAAAAUCAAAUUGAGAAG
Molecule: messenger RNA, 640 nt
Organism: Antrostomus carolinensis (chuck-will's-widow)
Lineage: Eukaryota; Metazoa; Chordata; Aves; Caprimulgiformes; Caprimulgidae
Gene: DCDC1
Product: doublecortin domain containing 1
Biological process (GO): intracellular signal transduction; regulation of mitotic cytokinesis
Cellular component (GO): midbody
Molecular function (GO): microtubule binding
Source: RefSeq, a predicted model, not a curated record